Sycon ciliatum is the source of this 2330-nucleotide messenger RNA. RefSeq lists its product as uncharacterized. Gene Ontology annotation, biological process: maturation of LSU-rRNA; maturation of 5.8S rRNA. NCBI's taxonomy places the organism in Eukaryota, Metazoa, Porifera, Calcarea, Leucosolenida, Sycettidae. The record is from RefSeq and is a predicted model, not a curated record. Gene Ontology annotation, cellular component: preribosome, large subunit precursor; Las1 complex. The transcript is spliced from 3 exons. Gene Ontology annotation, molecular function: endonuclease activity. Bases 240 to 1763 code for a protein of 507 amino acids.
AAAAAAUUCAGCAAACCCUGGCCUGAACCAGUUACAUGUACCUAAAUUUCUUUCUUUCUCUUUACUUCCCCAUUUUCAUCAUACUGUUGUCCCCGCUGAACAAGAGUCAAGAGGCUUACAUCGUAUUUGUGUUCCCAAAUUCGCGAGAUGGUGGGCAUAUUCCCAGGGAACACUUAGAUUUCAAGAUCAUGUGGAUAAGCGAUGGUUGUGUGGGAUAGUACUGAUUGAAGGGAUUGGAAAUGGGGUCGAGACGCGUCCCUUGGUCAUCGACUGAGGAAUGGAUCCAUGUCUACAAUUUAUCGUUUAAUGGAGAUGCUGAGUCUAAGAAGCUGGCAUCCAAACGCAUGGCUGCCUGGAGAGCCAGAGGGACGUUGCCUGCGUCCGUUGAUGCUACAGCAACUCUUCUGGAUGCAAUUUGCUGUGAUUGCCCUACGAUGGGAGCUGUGGCUUCGAGAGACAUGCAGGCUCGCUGCACGCAUGGCAUCGCUCUCAUGCGAUUUGUCAACAUGAUCACGGAGUUUGAUCAGACAGGCAUCUACGCACAGUCAGUGCAGCGCAUAGCCUCUCGUCUGGGCGUCCCUGAGUGGAUAGUGGAUGCACGCCACAGUGUUGCACACAAUGAUCUUCCAGGGCUGGAAUUACUUCGUGGCGCGGCGCAAUUUUGCUUGGUUUGGCUGAAGGAAAAUUAUUGGGAAUUACAGCUAGGCCAAUGGACUGAGGCUGAGACAAAAGUUGCUAAUGCUGUCUGUCAGUACUCGCAAAAGGCACACGAAGUCCUUAAGAAUCAUCUCGUGAAGAAGAAGAGUGGCGUGCAAAUCAGUGGUGUGUCUGAACUAUCAAAAGUAGUCACUGAAUCACUGCUCCUCUGUUCUGAGUCUUUUGCUGUCCACAAGCUACUCGCUUCUCAGCUGCUGAAGAUUAGUGAAGUACUGCUUGAUGAUGGAAAGCAACAUGGUUACGAAUUCCCCGACCUGUCUUCUGCUCUGUGCGCAACAUCUCUGCCACGGGCUGUGUGCAUGCCGGAUUGUGUUCUAACAGCGUGCUGGCCUCUCCUGAAGUGGUGUCAGCUUGCGCAAGCAUCUUUCUUCUCCACGUUGCUUGAGGAGUUUGGACAUUGUCUUGGUACCUGUCCACCGUAUUAUCCGGAUGAAAGGGAACAUUGGUGGCGCCGACAAGUGCUCGCUGCUUCCUGGAUUCUUGGUAUUCUAUCGCAAGCAAGAAAAACGAAAUCUUCGCAGCAGCGCUUGCUCAAGGUCAAGGGUCUCGACGGAAAGCACUUGCUUCGGUUCUUUCUAUCCGAAGAUCGUGUCGGAAACCCAGAUGGCUGCGGCAUAUUCUGUGCUGACAUUAUUAGCGGCUUACUGACAGCGUGUCCGCUUGAAGAUGAACAAUCAUCCCCAGAGGCAACCAAACCCAACUCUGGCAACUUUGGUCCUCUGAGCACAAGAAUAUGUGAGCUGAGUCGAGCAGCAAGUCGCAUUAGUCAAGUUCACAUCCUGCAUCGCUUUCUGUCCUCCGACCAGGGUGAUGAUGCGUGUUGCAGCUCCGAGGGUACAAUCAAAUGGCAGUCGUGUCAGAUUGGAAUGCUACCAGACAGCAACAGCAGCAACCUACGCUUGGAUUUACCAUCAUGGUUUGAUGAUCCUGUCCCAAUCUGUGCACCGAUGGCUUCGUGUGACGCGCCUUGCCAUGCACAGAUUGCUACUGACAACAGCACCGAGAACAGUAUGGAUCUAGCUAUGGAAGAGGAGGAGAGCCUGUAGAAAGGUUUGCUAUUCACACUGUUGUACUCUGUGCGUUUAUAAUUGGUGUGUGAGACUUGCUUGAUUUUUCAAUACGGUAGUCUACCCGGACUGUAUCAGGGUGACAGUAAUUUCCACUCACUUUUUGUGCGCCGUUGAUUCGAUUCUGUCCUAGGCUGACCACAGCGUAGGAUUCCUGCUGCUAUAUUUUGGAUGCUACAUGUAUGCUUUCUAGCAGAACGUCUUAAGUUAAGAGCUGUUCUGACCUAGUGCUGCAUGCUGGGCAUGAAAAGGCGUUCUGCCUGUUGCUGCGAGUAAUUGAAGUUUGCUUACAUUGGCUUGUCUUGCGCCUUGUCUCACGUUUCGCUUUUUUUUCUACUCAGCUCCUGCCAUUACAUGAGUGCCUGAUUGUUUUGCUCUCGGCUGGCCGAGGCUUUUGAACUAUCGUAGGGCAUACAGUUCAGAGUUGAAAUGACUACUUUUUUAUUUACUUUUAACAAAGUUUAUGAACUCCAUUUUGUGUGCCAGCCAUGAGGUUUGUAUGGUUCUGCCAAUUUCAUUGCUUUUCGAGCAGAGUCUGCCAAUUUA